Messenger RNA from Henningerozyma blattae CBS 6284, 1491 nucleotides. RefSeq names its product pseudouridine synthase PUS1 (gene PUS1). Gene Ontology annotation, cellular component: nucleus. The coding region runs from base 1 to 1491 and encodes 496 amino acids. Lineage: Eukaryota; Fungi; Ascomycota; Saccharomycetes; Saccharomycetales; Saccharomycetaceae. Gene Ontology annotation, molecular function: pseudouridine synthase activity; RNA binding. The record is from RefSeq and is a predicted model, not a curated record. The transcript has a single exon. Gene Ontology annotation, biological process: mRNA pseudouridine synthesis; tRNA pseudouridine synthesis.
AUGAGUGAGAACGAAUCAAAAGCUGAAUACAAUGACAAAGAAGAUAAGAACGUUCUUAAAAGAGGCGCUGAAAGUCAAUCUACUGAAGACGGACAAGUUGUUAACGCUAAUGAAGCCAAUGCAUGUAAUAAAGAUAAAUCUGCCGUGGAUGACCAACAUGUUGACAAGAAACCCAAAAGUAAUAGAACCGUUGCUUUAGACUCUAAUGGAAAUCCUCUACCAAAAGAAAAAAGAUUGCCAAAACGUAAGGUAGCCGUAAUGAUUGGUUACUGUGGUGCUGGGUACUGUGGCUUACAAUACAAUCCACCAAACCCAACUAUCGAAAGUACCCUAUUUAAAGCUUUCUGUGAUUCUGGUGCUAUUUCCAAAGCUAAUUCAACAGAUUUGAAAAAAAAUGGGUUUGCCAGAACUGCUAGAACUGAUAAGGGUGUUCAUGCCGGUGGUAAUUUAAUCUCAUUAAAAAUGAUUAUCGAAGAUCCUGAUAUCAAACAAAAAAUUAAUGAUGCAUUACCAGAAGGUAUCCGAGUAUGGGACAUAAAACGUGUCAAUAAGGCUUUUGAUUGUAGAAAAAUGUGUGGUUCUCGUUGGUAUGAGUAUUUAUUACCAACAUACUCUUUGAUUGGUCCAAAACCAGAUACCACUUUAUAUAAUGAAGUUGAACAAAGUAAGCUUGAAUACCCUAAUGUUCUUGAUGACGACUCUGAAUCCAGAGAAUUUUGGAAAAACUUGAAAGAUGACGUUAAAGAAAAAUUCACUCCAGAAGAGAUCGCUGCUAUAAAGGCUUAUGUACCACCACCAAAAGAAGAGUUUGUUGAUUCUGAUGGAUUGUAUCAAAAAGUUAAACAAUACAAACAAUUAGAAAAUGCUCAUCGUAGAAAACACCGUAUUUCAAAAGAAAAAUUAGAAAAGUUUCGUGUUGUUAUGAAACAAUAUUUAGGAGCUCAUAAUUUCCAUAAUUUUACUCUAGGUAAAGAAUAUAAAGAUCCAAGCGCUAUUAGAUUUAUGAAAGAUAUAACUAUCUCUGAUCCAUUUGUUAUUGGUGCUGCAGAGACUGAAUGGAUUUCGAUCAAAAUCCACGGUCAAUCAUUUAUGCUACAUCAAAUUCGUAAGAUGAUUUCAAUGGCCACGUUAGUUACUAGAUGUGGUUGCCCAGCAGAUCGUAUAACUGAAGCAUAUGGUACUCAAAGGCUAAAUAUUCCAAAAGCACCAGCUUUAGGGUUAUUAUUAGAGGCUCCAGUUUUUGAAGGCUAUAAUAAGAGAUUAACGGAGUUUGGAUAUGACCCAAUUGACUUUAGCAAAUACCAAACUGAAAUGGAUGCUUUCAAGAUGAAACAUAUUUAUGAUAAAAUUUAUAAAGAGGAAGUUGAUGAAAAUAUCUUUAAUGCUUUCUUUACUUAUAUUGAUACUUUUGAUAAGGUAACUGGUGCUCAAGGUGUUGAAACUGAGACAAAAAAGGUGAUGCAAUUCAAAAAAAUGUUUUUGAAUAUUUAA